GAGGCCAACACCUUCAAGAAGUUCGGCGACAGCCUCCUGACCAAGGCUGCGAAGCUGAGCGAUUUGGUCUCCGCCGUGGAGAGCUACAUCCCGGAGAUAAACGAGGAACAUGCUGACCACAAGCGUGUGACAAAGUGCAUUUCCAACCUAGAAGCUGCGACUGAAGUCGUGGAGAAGGAGUAUGAAGCGGUGCAGGCCGUCAAAGCAGACGUUGAUUCUCACUUGAAGAAAAAGGGCCUCGCGGAGACGGAAGAGAGGCUCAUCGCCAAAAUGACGGCACAGACUGCUGCUACAAAUGUCAAGAGCCUUGGCUUCUUUGGGUGUUCCAAGGUGAUCACGGCAGAGAACACCGCGAAGAGUCUCGGAUGGGAGCCCGGCAGUGUCGUUCGACAGAUGGCCAAGAUGGCUCCUUGCAACCAGGCGGUCGCUGUGGCUAAGGCUGCGGUGCGAGACAGGCCAGCAGAUCAAGUGACACCAGCACUCAGGGAAUUUGCCCAAGUCAGGGAGAACGAUGCCGAGGAAGCGUGCCACAAACUUUUCAAAAAGUACAACUUAUGCAGCCCCGUGAAGCUUGAGACGCUGAAUCUUGGACGAGGGGAGAUGAGAACUUUCCCAUAUGUUCGAAUAUCCUCUUGGAUUCAACAUGUGCUUGAUUUGGGGCGCAUCGAUCUUUUAUGUGGUGUCGAUGGGGAACAUAUGGAAAGCUUGCUGGCUGAAUUUUGGUCAAGGUACCGAAUUCUCCAUGCUGACCACGAGGUUUUUACUUCAGGGAUCAACCUUUCCCGAUCCGUGCCCGUUUUCGGGCACAUCGACGAAGGGCGUACGUUCAAAUCAAAGGCCUUGCUUAUCCUCAGCAUCCACGGAGCUUUGGGGAAGGGUACCGCCAGCUACAAAAAGCGAGCAGCGCCGAAUGCGAGAGGAGACUUCAAGGAUUCUGGUAUGGGCAUGAACUACUUGGGGGCGACGUGGUCCAACCAGUUUAUGUUUUGCUGCAUCCAGCGCACGAUUUUCAGCCAAGAUCCAUCUAUGUUGGAAACCAUUUUUGCAACUUUCGCAUCAGACAUGGCGAUGUUGGCAACAAGGGGCAUCAGCAGCUCGAGUGGCAGGGACCACAUUUAUGUGGUCAUGCUCGGGCUGAAAGGAGAUCUUCCUGCCCUGCAGAAGGCAGGUGAUCUCACUAGAAAUUUCAUGAAGGGCCCCAAAAAGGCUACUUCCCAGAAGCCGUGUGACGGCGUGUGCUGGCUCUGCCUAGCAGGCCAGGAACAGCCAUUGCACGUCCCGUUUGAAGAUUUUGGUGAGGACGCUCUGUGGAAGCUAACCAUGCACGCGAAGGAGCCUUGGGAAAGGAAGCCGACUAUCAUGGGCAAUCUGCCAAUUCAGCCAAGUGCUGUAUCUGGAUUCUUCAUCACGGACAUUUGGCACAACUGGCAUAAUGGAGUAGCGAAGAUCUAUGUUGCAAAUGCUGUUGCAACGAUGGUUACAACGACAGGUAUUAUUCCAGCGAAUUCCAUCGAUGCCAAGUUUCAAUUUUUGACAACAGACUACAGGAGCUUUUGUGCCCGGCAAGGGAUUGCGCCAUACCUUCAGGAGCUAUCGAGGGACACUUUCGGGUUCGAUUCGGCAACAGCCUCACCGCAUGGUUCUUGGAACAAGGCCGUCGUGAGUACGCACCUCAUGCUUUUCUUGGCCGAUUUUGCUGCUCGUUUUAUUGACGGGAAAACGACGGAUUAUCUUCUCACCUCCAUCGACUCUCGCCGCAAUAUUCAAGCUUUUAAAUUGGCUUUUGCAGCAUUUAAAUCACAUCGAAUGUUUCUGUUUCCAUGGCUGCUAUAUACUGCAUGCGGUCUAGAUUGUCGACACGACAGUUGCUUAUGUGUGGACAUGCAUGACUGUAUGAUGCUUGUAUGUGUGCUCGUGUAUUGUAUGUAA
Symbiodinium necroappetens is the source of this 1929-nucleotide messenger RNA. The record is from the annotation of a GenBank genome assembly. Lineage: Eukaryota; Dinophyceae; Suessiales; Symbiodiniaceae.